AUGUCACUUACACAAGCAUACCAGUCUGGUCAAGCCACUUCUUUGGCCGUAUACAAUCUACCCACCUCGGCAGACGAAACAGAAGUUCAGUCGAUAUUCCCUUCGGCCAGGUCAGUCAACUUCGUACGAAGCCAUUCUGUGUCUUCGCAAUCUAAAGGCAUGUGCAUCUUGCAAUUCAACAAUGCUCGUGACUGUCAACAAGCCUACGAUGAAUGUCUUCAAGGAAAAGAAAUUGGUGGACAGCUUCUGCAUGCGGAACUGAACGGAGAUUAUCAUUCCAGUUCGUCAGAAAAUUUAAAUGUCAGCCAGCAUUAUGGAGGCAAUUCCAGGGAUUUCAGACGUUCACAUGCCGAUAAUGAGUACAGCCAGCCCACAUAUGAUCCGCAUGGUAGAACUGAUAGUGAAAGUUCUUCCAACGCUUGUACACUCACCGUGUCAAAUCUUCCCUAUACAGCAUCUGAAAGAGAUAUUAUGCGCGAGUUCCCGGAAGCCCUCCGAGUAGCACUUUCGUUAGACGAGCAGGGACGUUCCAGAGGCGUUGCUCACGUGACUUUCUCGAAUUCCGACCAGUGCAGCGCCGCUCUUACUUCCUGCGGAAAUAAGAUGAUGGGUGGUAGGCCUGUGCGUGGACGAAUCCAGAGAGACCAGGAGCACAAUCAACAACCGGGUUAUAACAAUCAACGCUCUUAUAAUCGUGACCAAAGAGAAUACGGUCAACGUAAUCAACGCGAAUACAAUCAGCGUAAUUUCAAUAAUCGAGAUCACACCAACCAGCGUGAAAACGGUAACCAGAGAGAUGGCAAUCAACGUGAGUACAAUCAGCGUGAUUAUAGUGGUCAACGUGACUACAACAGACAAGGUAGGCAGUUCGACUACAAUUCAGGCAGAGGCGAAAGAGAUGUAAACCGUUUCCAAGGUGCUCCAGCUAAUCGGGGCGGGUCACGCGAGUUUGGUAGAAAUGACCGCUUCGAACGAACAGAUCAAAGACGAGAUCGCAGCCCAGCCAGAGGAGAGCCAGUUCGUGGGUACGGUAGCUCAAAAGGACCCCGAAUAACAUCUGCCGUAAUUCACCGUCCAGGAAAUGCCAGCCCUUCGGAGUCGUCCUCUUCAGAUGAGGACUAA
Molecule: messenger RNA, 1122 nt
Organism: Schistosoma spindalis
Lineage: Eukaryota; Metazoa; Platyhelminthes; Trematoda; Strigeidida; Schistosomatidae
Source: the annotation of a GenBank genome assembly